Pantherophis guttatus is the source of this 3810-nucleotide messenger RNA. Lineage: Eukaryota; Metazoa; Chordata; Lepidosauria; Squamata; Colubridae. The record is from RefSeq and is a predicted model, not a curated record.
ACAAUCCCUACUUAGUUUGUAAUUCACUACUUUUCUAAAAUCUUAAAAGGGGCAACAUAACAUUUGUAAUCUAAGGAUUGGGUAGAGAAACAAGAUUGGAGUAAAUGAAGUUGGAUCUUCUGAAAAUGAAAGAAGCUGCUUUAAUUUAUCUUGACAGGAGUGGUGGUCUUCAGAAAUUUGUUAAUGACUGCAAAUUAUAUUGUAAUGAAUCUAGCCAAGCUUGUGCUGUUUUCCGGUUUCUUAUAUUGGUAAACCCAUCUGAUAUUACUGAGUUGGAUGCUACUCUUGGAAAUUAUAUUUUGCAUCAACCUGUGAAGGGUACUCAGAUUUUUCGAUCAGUAUGUUUUACUGCAGUUAAAACAUUGUCAUUAAUACAACAAAUAGAGACUGAAGCUCAGAUGAACAUAGUCCUGAAACUAACACAUUUACCUUCCUUACCCUGUUACGUUCUCAGUCUUUGCAAAUUUCCAUUUGAUUAUAAUACUCAGAGGUUUUAUGUGGCAGAGGGAAUAGUGAUUGCAAUGAGUAUCAUAACGAAGUAUACACAGGGAGCAAAAUUUAUUUGUUGUGAAGAGACAUGUCAGUUUUCUGAAGGGUUUCAGUAUAUAAGAGUACAUACUGCUGGAGCUACAGAAUCUGCAACACUAAGAAAUGAUUUUGUAUGCAGCUUAUGUAUGUCACCACUGAAAGAAGACAAGAAAUAUCGAGUACUUGGUGAUAAACAAAUGGUUGAAAUGAUUGACUCUAAAGCAGUGAGUGUGUUUCAGGGAUUUUCUGGAAGUAAAACACAUUUCAGAUUUCAAUCAUUUACAGUGUUUCUAAGAGAUGAAUUAUCCAAUGAAAUGAAAAUGGGAAAUCAAUAUAAAGUUAUAGGAAUUCCUGUCUGUAUGCAAAGCUGCUUACAAGCCACAAUUUGUCUUGAAGCUAACAGCAUAUAUCCUUAUAAUUCUACAGGGCCUUCUUGCAUCAGUGAAAAAUUUAAGUACCUGCUUUCUUUGACUUCAAAUUCAUGUUGGAAAUUUACAGCACUUCUGGCUGAUAGCUUUGCUUCAAACGUUCUUCCAUCUGGCAUUUAUAAUAUUCUGAAAUUGUCCAUAAUGUUGAGCUUAGUACAGACGAUUGAUGGAGAUGACAAAACAGCAGACUACUUAGAUCUUCUGGUAAUAACAAAUGAUUCUCUUAUACUGGAGAGAAUUAUGAAUUAUAGUAUAUGUCUUGUGCCUCGAGGCAUUCGGCACUUUCCAUCUGGUGAAGUUUUUCCAACUGUAUCAAAAGAUAAACAUGGGACUGGAAGUGCUAUUAUUCAGGCUGGUAGUGCUUUAAUGGCUAAAAAUGGAAUAUGCUUUAUUGGAGAGCUGACUUCAUAUAAGAAAGAGAAACUUGAACAACUACAAGCAGUACUAGAGAGCAGGACAAUUACUAAAUUCAUUCCAGGAAAGAAAUAUGGAGAAACUAGCGAUCAGCAAGUUAUUUUUCCAAUUCAAACAAGUUUCUGGUCAUUUAUUGAUGUGGAUUCAUCUUCAAAAAAGCAUAUACAACUGGAUAAUACUGUAAUUGGCCAGUUGGAUUUAAGCUUGAUUUCAGCUACUCUUAUAGAUGCAUUUGGACUUUUGAUAUACUGCAAUGAAGCAUCAUGUUGUCAGUCUCCAUUUCCUGUUACGAAUUUCAUUUUUAAAAAAUCUAUUGAUUCAGAAGAGAUUUAUACUACCACCCAACAGUUCCAAACCCAAGAUUAUGAGGAAUUUCUUGCUUUUUCAAAGAAUUUGCAUGUAGAAUUAUGUCCCGAAUCAGAAAGGUUAAUUCAUGGCUACUAUCUAGCAAGUCGAAGAGUCAGAACACAGCUCAUGAACGGACCUAAUCUCUCAGCAACUUCACUAAAAAUCUUGAUUUCGCUGUCUAAAGCGCAUGCUAAGCUGAGUCUAAGGACAAAAGUACUCGAACAAGAUGUUUUAAUUGCAGUGUUAUUAUUUGAAUCAUCUCUUACUUUAAAAUAUGGUGCGUCUGUAUUUUGUGUGGCUCCUAAUGCACUUUUUCCAUAUGAACUCAAUUCUGAGAACUCCCUGAAUCAAAGGGAUAUUUACUUGACGGAGUGCCACCAACAACUGAAACAAUUCAUUGCUACAUAUGGGCCUGUGACACAUGUUCUCAGCAGUGAGAUUUAACAAUACACAAUACUGAAUCCAAUUCUCAGGAAAAUUAAUUCAUUCGUCUAGCCUAUCUUUGCCCUUCCAAGUUAUGUUAUAGAAUACAUUAAUGCUGUAAUGGCUCAAUUAAUGCUGUAAUGCAGGGGUGUCAAACUCAAUUUCAUUGAGAGCUGCAUCAGUUUUGUGUUUGACUUCAGGGGGCCACGGUGGGCAUGGCCAGGGUGAGCAUUGCCAGCUCAACGUCACUCGUGUCAGGGGCACCUGUGGUGGCCCAAGCGCUUUGCCAGAGAAAACAGGCUCUCCUCCUGCAAACCUCUGCCAGCGUGUGGCCUUCCCGAGCACCAUUUUCGCUGGCAGAGGCACUGCAGGCCAGUCCUUCACUGUUUCCAGGGUGGCCCCACAGUCCAGAUCUAAGAACCCCGUGGGCUGGAUCAGGCCCCUGGGCCUUGAGUUUGACAACCCUGCUGUAAUGUUUCAAAUUUAACCUUUUUUUAAAAAAAAAGUCUUGCAUUUCAGCUAAAGCUAACAUUCUAUUCUUGCUGUACAGUAGUAGUUUUUUCCCCUAUAUCUUAUUAGAUUUUUCUUAUUUUGAAUGUUAUAACAAGCAUAGGAAAACAGAUACAUUUGUUUUAGUUGUCUCAUCAAAUUUUCUGUUACUGAAAUUGUAUUCAAAUUCUUCACAUAGGAUUUUACUCUCACCCCCAAAAAUUAAAAUCACGUUCUAUAAUAUAAAACAAGAAAUGAAAUUUAAUGGAAUUCAAAAAUAUACAGGCUGGUAUUCAAUCUCCCACAUAGUAUAAAUAAAUGACAGUUCAUUAGUAAAGACUUCAAUUUGAUUCAGUGCUAAGGCUUACAAUAACAUUAAAAACAGGUAUACAUACACAAAAGUCAACCAUGGUUGUGAGAUUGGAUUUUACAAAGAUGUAGGAAAAUAAUCUUUGUAUAACCAUGUUAUCUAUCAUGGCAAGUCUGCUUUCCUCGCCCAAUCUUCAUGCAGAAACAAGAAAACAAGCUAACUGAAAAAAAGUUACCCUUUCCCGGAAAUCUGAGAAAAAAAUAUGGUGAAAAAUAUCCUUAGGAAAAUGCUGAAGUGGUAAUUGUCCUAUAUAUGUUUUUAAUUUAGAAUUACAUCAACAUCAAACUAAAGUAUUUGUUUAAAAUUAAUUUCAUAUUGGAAAACGAUCACUCUUCCGUUUGUCUUGUCAUAUCCUGCAAAGAAAUAGGGAGAUUAGUAUAUCACAUUAAACAACAGCACAUUAAACAGCAGCAAAUGUUAUAUUAAGGUAAUAUAUUAAAUAAAAAAGGUUCAUUCAAAGCUGUCAUUUUUGUUUUCAAAUUAGAUAAAGCUAUUUUCAAAUUAGCAAAUGUUUAUAAUUUUCAGUAAGGAUCUCAAAUGACACAAAUGUUAAGUCUGAACAGCAGUUCAUGACUACUUGGGGAAAUAUGCCAAUUAAAUCACUUGGAAAGACAUUUUAAUAUACAGUAUUUAAAUAUUCUAAGUAAAUACUUUACAUGGUAUAAUUAAAGCUUUACUGGCACCUCAGAAUUGGAAAUACACAUCACACAUUCAGAUGGGUAAACGGCUAAAGGAAAUCAUCAUUGUGCCAGCGAUAAAAUAUAUUUCCCAUUAAUAAAAACAUGUAUUAAAAUAUUUUCCAUUUUAUCA